Orbicella faveolata is the source of this 2517-nucleotide messenger RNA. RefSeq lists its product as uncharacterized. The record is from RefSeq and is a predicted model, not a curated record. NCBI's taxonomy places the organism in Eukaryota, Metazoa, Cnidaria, Anthozoa, Scleractinia, Merulinidae.
UGGCGACAGAUGCAAACACAUUUACACUCGAGUGGGUUAAGGUGUCUAUUGAUGAUCAGUUGGCUGAAACAUAGUAAGACAUGAAGUUUCUUUGUUGCUGUUCCAAGGAACCCGAUGACGAAAAAGAGCCCCUUCUUUCAGGAGAGCCGUCCCAGCGUGCUCAGAAGCCAUUGCAGAACCCGCUGACAGGGGAUUUGUCUUCCACUGGAUUUGAGCAGAGUGAUGAAAAAGAAAAUGAAAAUGUUGCGCAUGGUGUAGAAUUCAGACAGGCCAGUCCUCGGCAAGGAGCUAAACCUGUCACAAAAGACAAGAGAGGAGCUAAGUCGGACGAGGAAGGAACUAAGGCGAACGAGAAAGGAAAACGGUCUGGAGAGGAAGAAGCUGAAGCUAAGGAAAAGAAAGCUAAAGUCCUUGAAUUCAAAAAGUUCGACAUUCCAGAGUUGGAUUGCAUCUUUAGCGAUUUCAAGACAACUUUUGACCCGUUCGUUCAAAAUCGUGAAGAGAUGAGCAAAGCCGAAGAUUCAUUCAAGAAAGCAGUCAUGUCUCUAGAGCAAAUCAGCCCGCGCGCCAAGUUCGGUGAAUACGUGGCUGCUCUAAAGACUAGACUGAAGACGGAGGGGAUUACAGUCAAGGUUAAAGAAGGCGCUGCGACCAUUUACCAAGAGGGAAAGAAGACAGUUAAAGGGAUCUCUGAUGCGGUCACCGCCAUAAAUGCCAUGCUCAAGUUGGCUAAAGACUUGAAGGCUAUGCCGCUGACCAUUGCAAAUGGCAGCGAGGACGCAGUUGAGAGGGCUGACGAACUGGAUGUGCAAGGAAUUCUGAAACGAGAAUUGAAAAGCAUGUGGGAUUUGGGCAAAAUCCCGAAGUUAAAGAGAGCGUUCAGCAAUAAUGUGAAGCAAGUGAAGAGAGCUCCUGAAAUGGUGCGGGAUUUUUGCCUCAAAACCAAGGAGAUCAUUCUUGAAAUUUAUCACGCCUUUGCUGAUGAAGAAGAUCAGAGAAAAAUGGAAGAGGAGCUGUCUGAGGGGGAUGAUACUGCAAAAGACGAGGAGAAAAAGGAGAAAGGCGCGGCUGGAAAUAGUGAUUCGAAGAAAGAAGGCAAGAAAGAGAAGGACAAGAAAGACAAAGAUAAAGAAGAAUUUCAUAAGAAGCUUAAGUUUGAGUCACUUGGGCUUGAUGAUAUCGACAACGUGUUCACAUCCCUCGCGUCCGCAAUCAAUCCCUUCGUGGAAACGCGCGAGCGCGUUCAAGCUGCGAGAGAAUCCUUUGAGAAUAUUGUAAAGUCGAUCUGCAACAUUGACGUAAAGAAAGAGCUCAAAGAUUACAUCAAAGAAUUGAAGAAAGACGCCAAGGAGGGAAACAUAACAAUCUACAUCGACGAGACGGAUGGCGAAAUCAAGGUAAAGUCCAUCGAGGGCGUCAAACCUCCGAAGCUGUACCGCGAUGCAGUGCAAGCACUCCGGAACCUCAAAUCGGCCGGAAGUGAAACUGUGGAACUUGAACCGGACGUGCAGCAUGGGAUCGGGAAGUGCAUUGAGCGAGUAACACAGAUCGACCCACAGCGUGACUUCCACAGCCUGCUGAAGAAGAAGACCGAUGUAUUAACUCUGCCAGGGAAGAUAAAAAAGUUCAACAACAAUCGCAAGAAGGCCCAAGAAAUCCCAGGCAUUGUCAAAGAGUUCUGUUUGUACGUAAAGCGCCUUCUGACUGAUAUCUUAGAAGCACUGACCGGUGAAAAAGAUGCUGACACAGCGGACAAGAAAGGCGAGGACAGCGGGGAAGAAGGGAACAAAAGUUCAGCAGGUGAGGAUGAGCCAGCAGGCAAGGAAGAUGUGGUCAGCGACAAAGACGAAGACAGGGACGCAACAGGUGAGGAUGGGCCCGUGAACAAGAAUGACGAGGACAGCGGCAAAGCAGAGGAGAAGAAUGCAGCAGACAAGGAUGAGCCCGUGGAGAACGAAAAUGGUGUCAGUGGAGAAGCUUAGGACGACUAAGAACUGACGGAGUUUGAUAAACAACACAAACUAUGUUGAAAAUAACAAUAGUAUUGAAUCAAUGAAAUAGAAAUAUUGACAAGUUAGAAGUUUCCUAGCGGCAGUUUUCUAGAGAUCAGUGAGAAAUCAAAGCAUUGCACAAAGACAUGGGCUAGUGACAAAGAAAAUGCCACCUUGAUCAACAUUAACUAAAAUCAUUCUUUCCUUUCGAGAUGUUCAUUUUACUCACUAGCACUCGACCUUAGUUUUGUGAAUAUGCAACUUAAUGAAUAUGGAAUUUUAUUAACGUGCAAUUUAACGAAUAUUGAAGUUUAGGUCAAAAGAUUUCUUACGAAGUGCUAAAUGGAGUGAAUCAGGGCAACCAUCUCAGUGACAAAUUUGGAAUCCGAACUAUACUAGAAAUAUUUCUGCGUGAACAUCAUUUUAGUGCAGGUGAUAAUUAAUAACCAGUGAAAUAUGCCGGCCCUUUUAUGGACCUAUAUAUUUUUCAUUCUUGUUUUUUGAUUAAAAAUCAUUGAAAGCAUUA